GAAAAAGUGCCUGGUUUUAGUCAGACCCCGGUACUGUGACGGACAAUGUCUGCAGGUCAGCAGAUUAGUGCAGUACGGUGCUGUUGAAUAUGGACACGGAAAAUUGCACUAACCUAUACUUACAAGUCUGUCAAACUCUACUAACUUGUAAGUAUAAUGAUCCUGCAUCCUUUGCGGACCUGUAUAAAUUGCUACCUUGGUUCAGACAAUCACUAACGUGUUGUGUUUGCAGCGAUGUCGUGAAAGACCCAAUGUCAUCGACGGAGUCUGCAUGCCAGCAUUUUGUAUAUUUCAGGCCACUUUGUGUAAAUCAUCAAAAACCUGGGUGGAAUUUCAACUUUUUCUGUGAAAUGUAUGCAGUCCAAUAAUAUUGAAGUGUCUUUUGAUAUAAAAAAUACAAAACAUAUGAAAAAACAAAAUGAAAUUCAACAGUACACAUAAUUAUUCCCAACACUGCCACAAGAUACGGAACAUACGCAGGGUGAUCAGAGGUGCACAAUGCAAUGGAAAACCAAUGAUAUUGAAACCAUCAUGCAGUUGGUGCAAAGAUUUUACACUCUUUGAGCGAAAUGGCCAUCUUGCCAUAUUAGUGAUGUGUUUUGCAAAAAUAUGUGAAUUUAUUUCUAAAUCUCCAAUAAUGGAACAUAUAAAACAUCAUGAAGAAGAGCAGAAAGUUGAUCAAGACGUUCAAGGAGGACCUAAUGAAAGCGUAGAAAAAAAUGGAAAGAUGUUAUCUAAAAAGAAAUCAAAGGGAAAAAGAAGGGUUUAUCCUGGACCAAGACGGAGAUACAAGCAGCUGACUUUCAGUCUUAGUCAUGUGUUAAAUGAUGGUCUAGCAAUCAAAACAGAUUUAAUGGAUUGGUUAGACAAAAAAGUCUCUGAAUCGACAGACACCACAGAUUUAACACCCACAUUUUUGAAAGUACAGUCUGAGUUAUGUUUGGAUACGAAUGCAUUACUGUUAAGCUCAUUGGAAGAAAACAAUUUAGAUGAUUUUCAUGAGGAAAUUUAAAAGUGGACAAAACCUUCUUAAAAACGAAAGUAUACUGCCAUUUUGUUAACUAAUAUAUUGUUAUAAAGGAUUUUAAUGUUUAUUAUGGUAAAAGGACAGAUGAUAAGAUCGACUGAUUGUUUGUGGAGGACAAAGACUUCUUAAACGCUUACCACCCCGCUCAGUCCAGGAGAUACUUUACUCAUUCAAUAUGCAUUGCUUUAGCUAGUGGAAGAGUCAAUUGUCGUACUGCAAAGCAUGUAUCGUAAUUGAUUAUUCCAAUAAAAUUGAAUAUUGGGAGUUUUGUGGGUGCCCGAGGCGUUCUGAUGAUUUAGCAUGAUGUGCCAAAGGUUGAGUUAAUACCAGGGAUGGCCAAUUCGAAUAAAGUAUCUGAUUAUCUCUUCAUUCGAAUAUCGGAAUUAGCGUUCAUAAGAAUAUCGGAUAUUUGUGUGUCGUCACACAUUUUCGACGCCGCUUUAAAACGUUUCCGCUGAAUGAAAACAUUCUCGAUAGAAACUUGCGCGCGAUUGCUUUCAUCUGCGGGAGGUGGUAUUUAGGCCGUUAACGCCUUUACGUUUGUGUUAUUUUUUUUACUAUGACGCAAAUUUGUUCCACGAUAACGAUGACAAUUAUUUUAUUUUUCUACUCGCACGGAAUUGUGAAUACGUUCAUCGGCGACGAGUUUCUAAAGAAAACGCAAAUUUUUUGAUUGAAAAGCGGCAAUUUAAAAUACCGAAAAUAAAACCGUAAACCAAAUAGUUUUUACUGAGGCCCUCGACAGUUUAAAAUACGGCAGUGAAAAUCGCAAAAUUUCGUGUGCCUCUGGCACUUAUUAUGUUUGGUCCGCUUUUAGAAACAUAUCGUCACUAAUUGAGGGCGGGAUUUACCUGAGUAUCCAUUACUUUAAUUAAAUUCCAGUCGAAAAUUUUCGUGUUAACAUUAUUAUACAAGGCUUAAAACGCGACUUUAUCCCGGG
Messenger RNA from Styela clava, 1967 nucleotides. Lineage: Eukaryota; Metazoa; Chordata; Ascidiacea; Stolidobranchia; Styelidae. The record is from RefSeq and is a predicted model, not a curated record.